UGUGAACCUUUUUUAAUUAUUUUUUUUUUUAGCCUUUUAUUAUUCACCAAUUUCGACCUCUCGUAGUGUGGAAGCCAUGAAAGGGUUUAGUUUCCUGACUAUCUGGGUGUCUUUGUUGCUGCUGGAAAGCUCAUCAUGUGCCAGUGACUCAAGUGUUGCGAAUCCCUGUUGCUACUACCCUUGUCAGCACUCAGGAGUGUGUGUGAGAUUUGGGACAAACCGCUAUGAAUGUGACUGCUCUCGCACUGGUUUCUACGGGGAAAACUGCACUAUUCCGGAGUUCUGGACCCGCAUUCGCCGCAUGCUAAAGCCCAGCCCUUCGGUGGUUCACUACCUCCUGACACACUUCAAGUGGUUCUGGGACCUGGUCAACAGCUCUUUCCUGCACGAUAUAUUUAUGAGAUAUGUGCUGACAGUCCGAAGUGACCUUAUUUCAAGCCCUCCGACCUACAAUACUAAGUAUGGAUACCUUAGCUGGGAGUCCUACUACAACACCUCCUACUACACCCGGCUUCUACCUCCUGUACCUAAAGACUGCCCUUUGCCCAUGGGAACUAAAGGCAAACCUGUUCUCCCUGAUCCCAAAGUGUUGGCGGAGCGUUUCUUUAAGAGAAAGCAGUUCAGGCCAGAUCCUCAGGGAACCAAUCUGAUGUUUGCCUUCAUGGCGCAACAUUUCACCCAUCAGUUCUUCAAGACAGACCAUGCAGUUCAGGGAGGCUUCACCAAGGCUCUAGGACACGGAGUAGAUGCGAGCAAUAUAUAUGGAGACAAUCUCGUGCGACAGCAUCAACUACGGCUUCAUACAGAUGGAAAGCUGAAAUAUCAGUUAGUAAACGGUGAGGUGUACCCCCCUAAAAUAUCUGAUGCCCCUGUGCACAUGCUGUAUCCUGAAAAGUUCCCUCAAGAGCAGCGUCUGGCCAUCGGUCAGGAGGUUUUUGGCAUGCUGCCGGGUCUCACCAUGUAUGCGACCAUAUGGCUGAGGGAGCAUAACAGGGUCUGUGACAUCCUGCAGGCAGAACAUCCUACCUGGGACGAUGAGCAGCUCUUCCAGACUGCCAGACUCAUCAUCAUAGGGGAGAUCAUCAACAUUAUAAUAGAGGAGUACGUGCAGCAGUUGAGCGGUUACAUGCUGAAGCUGACGUUCGAUCCCCCCCUGCUCUUCACCUCACGUUUCCAGUACAGCAACCGCAUCGCCCUGGAGUUCUGCCAGCUCUAUCACUGGCACCCACUGAUGCCUGACAGCUUCCUCAUUGACGGAGAUGAUAUCCCGCACACCCAGUUUUACUACAACACCUCACUCCUCAUGCAUUACGGAGUGGAGAAAAUGGUCGAUGCUUUCUCUCGACAGCCUGCAGGACAGAUAGGUGGAGGUCACAAUAUUCAUGAAUUAUUGCUCAAAGUGGCAGAAAUGGUCAUCAGAGAGUCUAGAGCAGUGCGUGUGCAGCCUUUCAAUGAAUACAGGAAGAAGUUCAACCUCAAGCCAUACCGCUCCUUCUAUGAAUUCACUGAUGAUGUAGAAAUGGCCGAAGGUUUAGAGGAGCUUUACGGUGACAUAGAUGCUUUGGAGUUCUACCCCGGCGUCCUACUGGAGAAGGCCCGUACUAACGGUAUAUUUGGUGAGAGUAUGGUAGAGAUGGGAGCUCCCUUCUCCCUGAAAGGCCUGAUGGGAAACCCUAUCUGCUCCCCUGACUACUGGAAGCCCAGCACCUUUGGGGGAGAGACGGGCUUCAAUAUCGUCAAAACCUCCACUUUGAAGAAACUGGUGUGCCUCAACACCAAGUGGUGUCCUUACGUGGACUUCCAUGUUCCACGAAAUGAAGAGGAGGCAAAACCAAGGAAACCUUCAACAGAGCUUUAAUGAUUUUACUAAUAUUGUCUUGCAGUUUAUUGGGGGACGGCUGUGGCUCAGGAGAUAGGGCGUUCGUCCACCAAUCGGAAGAUUCCCAGCUCCUCCAGUCCACAUGUACCUUAACCCAAAUUACUCCUGAUGGCUGCGCCAAUGGUGUAUGAAUGUGUGUGAAUGGUUAGUCUCCAUCUGAUGAGUUGAUGAUGAUGAUGGUCGGCACCCUGCGUGGUAGCCCCAUCAGUAUAUGAAUGGUGUAUGAAGGUGUGUAAAUGGGUGAAUGUGACCUAUUCUGUUUGCUCAUACGAGUGUUCCUACUGAACGUGUCGUAAAUUGUUCGUUUUAGCCUGAUGAAUACCACCUGUUCAUGAGAAAGUACAUGUAAUAAUUAGCAUAACCCACGCCCCUAAAAUUGCCAUAUAAGGCUCUAUAUUCUGCUUACACCUGCGGCAAAUUUCAUGUACAAAAAAGUCCCCAAAGAGUAAAAACACAUCUUCAAGUCCUGCUUUCAGGAAUCAGCAGACAAACACAAAUAUGAAAAGCUGCUAACAACAUGUCAUCAGAGAAGCUCUGUACUGUGACGUUUGGUCUGUGUCAAUAGACACAAGUCUUAGUUCGGUUAAUAUUACACCCAAUAAAUGUUUUUAGAGGCUGUUUCAGAUCAAAUGUGAGAAAACUGUUACUGAGGACUUUCACUGGUGCAGUUUGGGGAUUAAGUGGCACCAGAGUCAUAAUAAUAAACCAGGGAGGCCUAAACAAACCAGUCUGACUAGAUUCAACCAGGACUAGAUCCCUGACUGGCUUCCCGCCUGCUUACUUCCACUUAAUUUGGUUAUAAUGGCUGCCUAAUGAGGUGAUACAUUGUUGUUUUGGCUAAAUGUGAAUAAAAACGCUCUGUCUUGUGCUUCUUGUCAAUAAAGAUGUUUUUCUUUCUCCAAGUUUAAAGGACACGUUUGCAAUUUCAUAGGCACUGAGAAAAAGCUUCAGAUGUCAGUUGUCCUGAAAUAAAUUGGGUU
Scomber japonicus (chub mackerel) is the source of this 2859-nucleotide messenger RNA. RefSeq names its product prostaglandin-endoperoxide synthase 1 (gene ptgs1). The coding region runs from base 77 to 1858 and encodes 593 amino acids. The transcript has 11 exons. Gene Ontology annotation, molecular function: prostaglandin-endoperoxide synthase activity; oxidoreductase activity, acting on single donors with incorporation of molecular oxygen, incorporation of two atoms of oxygen; peroxidase activity. Gene Ontology annotation, biological process: cyclooxygenase pathway; response to oxidative stress. Lineage: Eukaryota; Metazoa; Chordata; Actinopteri; Scombriformes; Scombridae. The record is from RefSeq and is a predicted model, not a curated record. Gene Ontology annotation, cellular component: cytoplasm; neuron projection.